Messenger RNA from Thrips palmi, 2423 nucleotides. It is a transcript of the gene wmd, whose product is annotated as serine-threonine kinase receptor-associated protein. Gene Ontology annotation, molecular function: RNA binding; protein binding. The transcript has 7 exons. Gene Ontology annotation, cellular component: SMN complex. The record is from RefSeq and is a predicted model, not a curated record. Bases 91 to 1089 code for a protein of 332 amino acids. Lineage: Eukaryota; Metazoa; Arthropoda; Insecta; Thysanoptera; Thripidae. Gene Ontology annotation, biological process: spliceosomal snRNP assembly.
GAAGUCUGCUGCUGCGGCGGUAGUAGGGAGUUGGACGGGUUGGACGUCGGAGGUUUACGAACGCAAGUGUAACUUCGGCGAACAACAAAAAUGUCAAGUUUAAGACAGACUCCACUCACAUGCAGUGGUCAUACUCGCCCUGUCGUGCACUUAGCAUUUAGUGAUGUAACCGAAAGCGGAUACUAUCUCAUUUCAGCAUGCAAAGAUGGGAAACCCAUGCUCAGGCAGGGAGACACUGGAGACUGGAUUGGCACCUUUGAAGGCCACAAGGGUGCUGUUUGGGGGGUAGCCUUGAAUUCGCAGGCAACGAAAGCUGCUUCUGGAGCGGCCGACUUCAAUGCUAAGGUGUGGGAUGCAAUGUCAGGAGAUGAACUUCACUCCUUCCAACAUAAUCACAUUGUCAAGAGUGUGGACUUUUCCGCUGACAGCUCUCUCUUUGUGACUGGCAGUAAUGAGAAGCUACUUCGUAUUUUUGAUCUGAACAAGCCAGAAGCAGAUCCUGCUGUGUUUAAAGGCCACACUGGAGGUUUGAAAUAUGUCACAUUUUUCCGUGGUGAUUCUCAAUUGAUUAGCUGUUCCGAUGACAAAACCAUCAGAGUGUGGGACAGAACAUCAGGGCAGGAAGUGCAAAAGGUUGAGCUGUCAGCAAGCCCUAGCAGCCUGGAAGUUUCAAAGGAUGGUACUAUACUGACUGUAACUCAUGGAAACAUAGUCAGCUUCUGGGAUGCUGAGAAGUUGGAGAAAUUGAAGGAGAUCACUGUUCCCACUCAGGUGAAUUCUGCGUCACUUCAUCCUGACAAGUCUAUCUUUGUGUGUGGAGGAGAAGACUUGAAAAUGUACAAAUUCAAUUAUGCAACUGGUACUGAAAUUGAAUCCUUCAAGGGACAUUUCGGACCUGUACAUUGUGUGCGGUUCUCCCCAGAUAGCGAGCUCUAUGCAAGUGGAUCUGAAGACGGAACACUGCGCUUGUGGCAGACGACAGUUGGGAAAACGUAUGGUCUUUGGAAGUGUGUGGAGUCCAGCAUUGUAAAUUCAGCUGAAUCUGUGGCUCCUGCUGCACCAACUAUCCAGGAAGUCCCUGCUAAUUGAUACCAGAUUUAAUGAGAAAAAAUUGGGCCCAUCCUUAUUCACAGAGCUUUUAAAACCGAAAAUAUUGGUGCAGUUUUGGUUGAAGUACUUAAAUCUUUAUUGGAUUUUAUUGAAGAUGAGUACUUUUCCAGAAUUUUAAAUCUUUCAGAUAUCAGUCAUGAAUCAAAUUGUGAAGUUGCACUAAUGCCCAAACUGGAUUUGGAGUUAAAGAGGUACUCAACAUGUUCAUGGAGCUCAGGUGAUAUUUCUAGAGAUGAAUUGUGAUAUUGAAAACAAAACAAAAAGUUAACCCUUCAAUGCUGUUUGAAUCAGCAAAGUUCAUUUUCAUCCAAUGUUCAAAUUAGUGUCCAAGCUGCUGACUCAUUUUAAUCAGAAAUCCUGAUUUAUUUAUUUUUAAUGUCUCUGCAUGAAAAACCUGGAGUUUGUUUUGAACCCAAUGUUCAUGAUUUAGUUUCUGUGUACAGUUUACAACUGUUCAGUCAACUAGACUAAAUGCAUUUUAAACAACAUUUAAAUGCCAAUUGAAGCUUCCCUCUCUCUUAUUCACUGUGGUCAUGUUCACGUGAGCCUGGAUUGAGCACUCAAUUUCUUGAAAUUCAGAGUGAUAUCUUCACAUUUCUUACUUUAGAAGCUGGUUGAUGUUGAUGUGAUGAUUUUUAUAGUAAUGUUUUACAAUUGUAAUUAUUAUUAUCAAGAAUUGUCUGGUCAAAUUAAACAGCGGAGAUAGAAGACUUGGGCAUAUGGCACAAUCUUGUUAAUAUAUUACAGCAUAUUUGCCUUGUAGAAACCUGUAAACUGAAUUAACAGUUCGACAAUUCUUUUUUUUUCUUUUUUCAUUCUAGAAGGAGUUGGGAUUUUCUAAGAGGGCAUUGCUGGAUAAUGCAUCCAUAUUGGAUGGUUGGCAAGAUAAAGCCACAGCCUUUUUCAUUUUUUUAAUUUAUUCUCCUUAGAAAUAAUGACUUGUGAUAUUCUGGUAUGCUGUUUGGUAAUGUAAGCUAGCUGUGAGCAAAGAGUGUCUCAUUUUUCUGUCGAAUUCUUGUGCAACACUUCUGUGAUAGCAUUCAUUGAAGUAAAUUCACUUCCCCUUCUUAACUUCAUCAUAUUGGUACUGUCGAUAGGAAAGCAAGGUUUUAGAUUUUUUAAAAUCUGUUUCUACCAAAGUUAAAGCUUGCAUUUAAAAAGUUGUCAUAUUAUGUUUUGUCUCUAAUUGAUCAACAGGUUCUGUUUUCAUAUUUUUUCUUAAGUUAAAUUUUAUUCUUUUAUAUCAGACAAAAUUGUCCUUUAUCCAAAGCAAAAUCUUGGUUGCAUUCCACCAAAACAAUAAAUUUUCGUCA